UGCGCAGCCAUCUUGAACCUUAGCAAGCAACGGACACAGAAGGCAGAAAAAAAGGGGUAAAAUAUACCAGCCGAGCCUGAGGAAACAAGGAUAUGUCCGCUAGAUUCAAGGAUAUAUGAAAUAAUAAAGGUCGGAUACAGUGGAACGACAAGAGGGCAUUAACGGAGACGGUAAAACAGCCAUUUAAGUGCCUCGGAUACCCGGACCUACAAGUCAUCUUUUUUUGCCGGAGUAGGAAGGAAGAGUCGAGUCGCCGACAGAAACACAUCCAGAGUGAAACCAUGAAUCCCGAAUAUGACUAUCUGUUCAAGCUCCUGCUCAUUGGAGACUCCGGAGUAGGAAAGUCCUGUCUUCUGCUUCGCUUUGCUGAUGACACCUACACAGAGAGCUACAUCAGCACCAUCGGUGUGGACUUUAAGAUCCGCACCAUCGAGCUGGAUGGCAAGACCAUAAAACUGCAGAUUUGGGACACUGCAGGUCAGGAGAGGUUUCGUACCAUCACCUCCAGUUACUACCGUGGAGCCCAUGGCAUCAUAGUUGUAUAUGAUGUGACAGAUCAGGAGUCCUAUAACAAUGUCAAGCAGUGGCUUCAGGAAAUCGACCGCUACGCCAGUGAAAAUGUCAACAAGCUUCUGGUGGGCAACAAGUGUGAUCUGACCACCAAGAAAGUGGUGGACUACACAACAGCUAAGGAGUUCGCUGAUUCUUUGGCCAUUCCCUUCCUGGAGACGAGUGCCAAGAACGCCACCAACGUAGAGCAGGCGUUCAUGACCAUGGCGGCCGAGAUCAAGAAGCGCAUGGGUCCCGGGGCCACAGCCGGCGGCGACAAGCCCAACUUAAAAAUCGAGAGCACCCCUGUCAGGCAGUCCGGAGGGGGCUGCUGCUAAAGGACCCCCUCACCUCACCACCCCCCGACCAUCACCUCCACCAUCUCCACUGAAAUCUCCCCUUUCUUCUCCUUCUGUGUUCCUUCCCAUCAUUGCUGCCACUCCCACAUCCCACCAUUCCUCUCCAUAACACCGUGUAACCCACAACCCAGCCCCCCCGCGACUCCCCCCCUCUACCAGCCCGCCUGAUGAUACAGGGCGGCUCAGCAAACAGCGAGGAGUGAACUAUCAGUGUGUUAAGAUCAGAGAAGAGAUUGAAACUUUAUGAGGGUUAAUUCAGGGCUGUACUCUCACCAAACAACAGAGAGAAGAGAGCAACCUGUGUGUGUGUGUGUGUGUGUGUGUGUGUGUGUGUGUAUGAGAGAGAGAGAGAGGCAGACAAACAGAGACUGAGACAACUUUUACUUUCUGCCAAGACGACAGAAAGAAAACAGAUACGGGGGAAGAUUGGUAUUGAUUUAGAGUGGACCGGAGGCAGUGGAAGAUUAGGUUUAGAUACCAGUGAGUUUCUCUCUACACAUACACACACACACACUGCAGUGGAGUGACAGGGGUUAAAGAGAUUUAAGCCUUUUUGGUCAUACACUUUUCUCCUCAGGCUGUGUCUGUCUUUGCUGGUGUCAUGUUAUGGCCACAACCCCCCUCAUCCCCCAUCCCCCACCCUGCCCGAGCCCAAACUCUGGAUCCCUGGGAUUAUUUAUACACACACACACACACACACACACACACAUACACACACAUACACACGCAGAUGCAGCGUGCUUGAGUCAUGUAGAUGGUUUGUACACAGUAAUAAUUGUUUUGCUGAGUAGCAGCAGCCUGCUAAGAGUGACUCAUCAUUGCCAUUUACUGAUGAAGAUCCAGGGAAAGCCCAUUCAGUGAGCCUCCUCUCCCUCCAUCUGUCCUCUUCCUCAACUUCCACUCACACUUUGUUAAGGUGUGUUCAGACAGAAAGCAAAGUCGGUCUCGCGUCAUUCGCUCAAGUUUGACCGCUGGACUGUUUGUGCUGUUGUGUUGAACAGCCAGUGUACCCCACCAUACAGGCGUUAGCUGCUAGCUAGAAACAGACUCAGUAUUUUCUGUCAUUUCCCUCCAGUCCCUUUUCCUCUCAUCCCUGUUCUUUUAUGAAACAGUUUCAAAAAGGGAUAAGUGCACAUUUUUUUUUUUUUUUUUUUGCUCAAAUUGAAACAUUUUCAACUCCCACCUCAUCUCGCCUCUAAAAUCUGCAUCGCAUUCUGUCUGAACACAACUUAAAGGUCUCAAUAUGCUUCAAGCAAGCUAGGUCGUAUGCAUACUUUUGAACAGUUCUUCCUCAAAGGGUUUCAUGGUGUUGCAUUCGGUUCAAAUGCAAAAAGUUGGCCUAAUUGUCCCAAUGUCCCUUUUUUAUAAAGUUACAUAAAUUACAUGCAAUUCCCUUGAUUCCACUGUGGAGAAGGGGCUUCAGACAAAAAAAAUUGGACGAGCACUUUGUCGCUGACCGGACAAUAAAUGAAAAGAGUUUCCACAAGAGACGUAUUUGUACUUCUGUCUCAGUAACUGAACACCAUGCCUCUUUUGUGGAGCAGUGUAUACUCCAACAUAAAAUUGGAUGGUGUGACAAAAUUCCCUCCUUUUUGGACUCUUUGGUUCCGUGCGUUCCCUUUAGAGGUUAGGACCGUUUGUUCGGUGAAUGGCAUGCGUUCAUGUGUCAAAAUAUGUUGAACUCUACGCAAAGGUUCUGCGCAGAUUAACUUUGCAAAUUCAUUGACAGGAGUUGAUUUCAGCAAAAAAAAAAUUAGUUGUUAAAAUUGCUGGUGGGACCGGGCCCUUAGUCUGAACCAAUAACACAACUAGAUAGGAAUAUCUACAUCCAAAGACAAAUUGUAGUUAGUUUUGAUGGAAGCAUUAACCAAGGGAAUCUUGAACCAAACACUUGAGGUAAAGCAGGUCUGCUGGCGGCUCAGUUAAUUCAACAUAUAGAUGUCAGAGCUGGGAUGGAGGCGGCGGUUUUGAGAACUGUAAUAUAUGGUGUUAGUUUUUUUUUUUUUUCUUUUUGUCAUUACUCUUCAAAGGAAUAAUUUCAUAUGUAAAA
Messenger RNA from Thunnus maccoyii (southern bluefin tuna), 2958 nucleotides. RefSeq names its product zRAB1B, member RAS oncogene family a (gene rab1ba). The coding region runs from base 282 to 887 and encodes 201 amino acids. The transcript is spliced from 6 exons. NCBI's taxonomy places the organism in Eukaryota, Metazoa, Chordata, Actinopteri, Scombriformes, Scombridae. Gene Ontology annotation, molecular function: GTPase activity; GTP binding. The record is from RefSeq and is a predicted model, not a curated record.